UGCAAGACACAGAAAAGUGUUUCAUUUUACGUGAAUACAUUGUAAAUCCAUACCAUCGACAUCUGUUCAAUCCAUCCUAAACCCACCACUAUAAAGCAAUGGUAACCAUUGGGGUCAGUGUCAUGUCCAUAGAAGGCGGCGUGACAAAGGAUGUUGGUCAGUAUAUUCAAAUAGGACCCUGGACAAGAGCAAGAGAUGUCAUUCAGAUUGCACUAGAGAAGAUUCUUGGUUCUGGAGAGAUGACUUCUCAAUAUGCACUCUACGAAUCAGAGUUCUUUCGACCAGUUGCUGAACCAACAUCUCAAACACAUGCUCUUGGUCGUCGACGGUCUCAGGAUGUUGUACAACGCAGAAUUAUCCGAGCGUUAGAGCCUGAUGAAAUCCCACUAGUUGUUCUUGCUGGCUGGCAACUCUCCCCGCCCAUGGCAGCAACUUACUCAUUCUUUAUCAAACCAAUUGAUCAAGGUGCUACCACAUUUGGAACUUUACGGGAUGAACAAUGUCGCUCGCUUCCCAUGGAUAGAUUGCGCAAACGAUUAGCAACCAUUGCACAGGAUGAGGUGUUUGCUGAAGAAGAUUUGUGGGCUCGUCAUGCUGCAUUGAAGGAUGCAAUAUCUAUUCGUAUACAACAGUUUCAAACAAAGCAAUAAUCAUGACUGAGCACUUGGCGCUACAGCCGUAUUCACAUAAAUGGGUCAAUAAAUAAAGGUGCCAAAAUACAUAAUAAACCGCCAGUCUUGUGAAAA
Messenger RNA from Batrachochytrium dendrobatidis JAM81, 746 nucleotides. RefSeq lists its product as uncharacterized. The record is from RefSeq and is a predicted model, not a curated record. Bases 99 to 650 code for a protein of 183 amino acids. NCBI's taxonomy places the organism in Eukaryota, Fungi, Chytridiomycota, Chytridiomycetes, Rhizophydiales. The transcript has 3 exons.